Molecule: messenger RNA, 597 nt
Organism: Durusdinium trenchii
Lineage: Eukaryota; Dinophyceae; Suessiales; Symbiodiniaceae
Source: the annotation of a GenBank genome assembly
AUGCGCAGCUGGCGGGAUUGGCAGCGCAAGACCUGCUGGCGCGGUUCCUGGAGCCCUGCAGACGAGGAAGAAGCCUGGGGCUCGUGGACGCCGAGCAAGAUGGAAGAGGAGGUUGAGGAAGAGGAGGAGGAGCAGCAGCAGCAGCAUGAUGAGCAUGGAGAUGAGGAGUAUGAGGGCGACGCCACGAGGGAAGGUGAUGAUGCUCCUGAGGAGGAGGAGGAAGAGGAGCCUGAGAAUGCCAAGGAGGAUGGCCAGGACGAGGCAGAGGAUCCGGAGGAGGAGAUGAGCAAGCCCAAGGCCGAGGCCUAUGAGGACGACAGGGGAGACCAGUACCUUCACCACAUGGAGCAAGAACAGCGCUGGCAACUACAUCCCAAAGCUUCGCCAUGUGAAGAGCAAGCAGCCCGCAGAGCAGAAGAUGGAGACAAGGAUUUGGACGCAUGGCCUCGGCGCUUGCCGAAACCACCUCCGAUGCCCAAGCGCCGCCCGAUGCCGCCUCCCUUUCCUCCGCCACCGCCUGUGGUGGCGCCUCCACCACCUGCGGUGCCGCCUCAGCAGCCUGAGGACUGUCUUUUGCUUUAUGCCUCCACCGGUUGA